UGUUGCUGGAGCCUCAUGUAAGUGACAGUUGAGAAAAGGCGGGAAAGCCCAAAAAAGGGCGGAGCCACAGAUUGGGAAGCUUUUGGGGCGCAGAGUGAAAUUAGCCACCCAAGGUCAUGGAGGAAAAUAAUCUGGGUGAGAAUGUGGAUCCCUGGGAUUUUGCAUCAAAAAUGGAAGAGAUACUGUCACUUGUGAAACAAAUGCAGAAUGUGGGAAAUCUGGAGCCAAGAAUUGAAGAACUAGUAAAAAGGAUAAACAAACUGCAGCAAGCCAAGAAGCUAUUAAGUAAGGAGCUUUCUGAGGCAAAUGAGCAUAGCGAGACACUACAGAAGGAACUGGAAAAAUUGAAUGCUGAGAAGUUAACCCUUGAGGAGACAUGGAAUGAAAAGAAAGAGACUCUGAGGGUCAUGCAGUUGCACUGUGAAGAGGCAGAAGCCAAGAUGCAGAGGCAGCAGCAGCUGAACCAAGAAUGUAAGCAGCGAAUUGAGGCAAUCACAGCCCAGAUCCAGGAGGAGAAACUGAAGCAAAGUGAGCAGAGAAUGGAAUUUGAGCAGCUGCUUGAUGAGCUGAUGGAGAAGCACAAGAGUCUCUGGGAGCUUUAUGCCAGGGAGAAGCAAGUUGCUGAGAUGAAGGACAGUAAGGAGCGUUUGCUGAGUGAAGGUUCAUGUGAGCUGAAGUCUUCCUUUUGGCACCAAGAAAAAUUCUCAUCCCUGUGGAGUGCUUCACAAUCAAUUCUGGUUAGCCAUGUAUUCAUAAAUUGCUAUUGAUCAGAAUUGAAAUUGAAUACUUAUGCCUGUGUAAGUGCAGUGGAGCAGCAAACAGCUUCUGAUUAACAAGCCCUAUUGAAUUUCUACUAGUGUGCCAGUUUAAUGACUAUAUGUGACUAAGAUUUUGAUUGGGAAUUUGUUAAUUAGCAGCUAUUCUCCACUGCAAGUUAUCGCAUUGCACUUGCACAGGCAUAGAUAGACAGUUGGGUUCUGGCCAUUAUCUUUGUUAAUAAAGUACACUGAGUAAAACUCAUUACUGUAUUAAGUUCUUAAUGUUUCUUCUCACUGUCACUUACUAAAAGAAACUACAGAUCUAGGAUUUCGAUCCAGCAUGAAAUCUGAGAUUCUGUUCAAGGCCUCACAUAAUUGCUUUCUACACUUAAAAAAACAUGAAUUCUGGCUUUAGUUAAGCUUAUGUAUUUAUUUCUUAGAUUUGUACACCACUUCAUUAGUGUAAAGCACUGUUCUAAGCAGUUUACCGCAAGAUAAUAAAAUAUAACAACAAUGAAAUUAAAUAAAACCAAUCUUAUCUGCAUAGGAUUUUAUUUGAAACCUGUCCCUGCCUGUGUGUGCUAGUUAUAUCACUUGCAGGGCUAUAAAAUGUGAGAUGGGCUGGCUCCAGAAAGAAACCCACCGGCUUCAGUUUACAAGAGCUGAGCAGGGCUGCUGAAGACAGAAUGUUCUGGAGAUUGCUCAAUUCAUAGGGCUGCCAUGAGUUGGGGGGCCAACUUGAGAGCACAUAGCAGCAGCAGUAAAACCUCUUGAACUGGAGGGAAUGAUGGGACAGAAAGAUGAACAUACAAGUCAUUGACAAUGUUAAAUCUGUCAGCUGCAUAUUAAAAUAAAAAGACAUCAAACAUCUAAUCUGCAAAUACUUAAGCUUGUAAGAUAAAUUCAUAAAAAUCUACUCUUCCCUACCCCAAAAGGUUGGAAAAAAUUAAUCUGAAGUUUAAAUUUCAGUAGUGUAUAUUGAAUACUAAACUAAAUGUUUUUUUUGUGUGUGAAAUAAGUUACUCUAGCUCCUAUGAAGGGCUGCUACAUAAUAGCCCCUGUACAUAUUUGUAAUCCAGUUAUAAGGUACUAUGUCGCUUUAACAAAGAAAAUACACUAGAAUGCAUCUUUAAUAAAGGAAAAUACAUGGGGAAAAAUAAAACUGGUCAAAAGCAUAGAAGAAUACAAAACAUAAUAAAGAGCCACAAGGUUUCGCCUCUUUAAAAAAAGUACGUACUUAUCCACGAGGUUUCGCCUCUUUAAAAAAAGUACGUACAUUUACAACAUUGAGUCAUAUUCUGGCCCCAUAAUGGUCUCUGACAAUUUACAAUGUUAAAACCUUUUGUGAAAUCCUUUUGCCCCCUUUGGGACCAUGAAUUAUCUAGCUCUCCUUGAAAUAGUUUGAAGAGACACUUCCAACUGUCAAAAAUAUGCAGGAUGUGGGCAUUGUACUUCACAGCUUGGUCCGUGAGGGUGGCCACCUCUCGUUUUUUUAACAUGAAGGGCAGCCUUCCCUUUGAAAAGCUGUCACAGCUCUUUUCUCUUUGCAAGCUUCUCCAGCCAAGACAGAUGUUAAGAAAAACCACCAACACGGAGACAGAUCAGGAGCCUGGAAGUUACCCAUUCCCAGUCAUCCUCUGGCCAAGGAGACUCAAGAGGUCUCCUGCUCUGCCUUCUCAACUCCAACCAGCCCAACUACAAUUCAGUUAAGCUAUGGCAAUCAUUUCUAGUGUUGCAUCUUGUACCCUCUUAUCUGCAGGAUCAGGAUUCAAUGAUUCAUUUACCUAUACAGUAGUCUGAAAAUAUUAAAAGAAAAAUCCUAAAAAUAUACUAUAUUUCUAAAGAAGUUGUUACCAGAACUGGCCAC
Messenger RNA from Pogona vitticeps (central bearded dragon), 2625 nucleotides. NCBI's taxonomy places the organism in Eukaryota, Metazoa, Chordata, Lepidosauria, Squamata, Agamidae. The record is from RefSeq and is a predicted model, not a curated record.